Marchantia polymorpha subsp. ruderalis is the source of this 1937-nucleotide messenger RNA. NCBI's taxonomy places the organism in Eukaryota, Viridiplantae, Streptophyta, Marchantiopsida, Marchantiales, Marchantiaceae. The record is from the annotation of a GenBank genome assembly.
GAGCGCCAAUGACAGGGCGGGGUUUAGCGAGCGUCAGCUGAACUCCGAUUGACGAUGGCUGCUUUGUUCCGAAUUUCCGCACGGGGGGUUUUAGACUCGCUCGCUGCCUGAUCUUCUUCGUCGACAUUGCACUCGUCAGAGCAAGCAGCAGCACGAUUUCCUCGGCCGGACAUUUUCUCGUGGAAGCAGAGAGGGAGUGAGCUGACGAGGAAUCACAUCAGAGAUUUUUUUAGGGAAGGAAGGAGAGCAGAGAAGCCAUAAACUAUGGCGUCCAUGCUCUCUCUGUCCUCGACAAGCGGCGUCCUGGCGUCUGCAUCGACAGCAGGACCCGUGCGAUCGGUUGUCGAUUCCGCUUCGUCGAGCGGGGCGUCCUUCACGCCUUUCACUGGGCUGAGAGGAAGCUCUUGCUCGUCUUCAAAUGGUGUCAGCAAAGGACAUCUUGCGGUCUCUCGGUCCCGAAGCUCCCGGAGUUACAAGCAGAGACGUAGCGCAGUGGUUGCCAUGGCAGCUGAGGAAGGCGCCAUUCCUUCCCUGAAUGACAUUCCCCUGACACUGUACAUCAAUCAGCAAGGAAGAAUUCAGCCAGCGGUUGAGAAGUCAACGAAGGCAUCCGUGUUCGCAAUCUUCGAUCAAAACAAGAAAAUUCAGUACAUUGGAUUUUCGAGGGAUGUGAGGAACACGCUCAGAACACUGAUGGGUCGUCGACCGACGCUGUGCUACUACUACAAGCUGUACAAUCUGGAUUCUCUGGAUCAGCAACGGAUGCUUUCGUGCAGGCAGCAGUGGGUCUCGGAGCUGGGGCUCCCUCCUGUGGGAAAUGCCGACCCAGUGCAGAAGAACCUUUGGGAGCAAGCUUCCGAUGCUGGAUCCAUAUCCGAACGUGGUAGGCAAGCGGCGGCAACUUCCAUGGCUAAAACGUUUUUGCAAACCAUGGCUGAUCGAGGUUUGAAGGAGGAGAUGGUAUACAAUCCAGAGCUCCUGGCCGCAGGAAAGUGCGACGUUUUGCCGUCCCUGGAUCAAACUGCAGCCGAAAUUGCCUCUGCCGCCAAAGCUCUAGCAGAGCAAGCUGCCAAGCGACGUGCAGUAGUUGUCACCUCACCACAAGGGGAGAAUAUCGAGUUCGAGAUAUUUUUCGAGUUCAAGUUCCCUACCAACGGAGGCUGGAUGUAUGACAUAUUGGUUUCCAAGGAUGACAAAGAGACGAGGCACCGAGUCAUCUGUGGGCGUAUAUAUCCUGAGGCGGUGAACAUCACCGAGGACAGAUUUGUGGAGAUAGUCAUGGGUUUCCUACUGCACAAGAAGGUUCCAAGACGUACAGAGGGUCUGAUGUCAGGCGAUAUGUUCCCCAUCAACUACUUCGCAGUUUCAGAAGUUGCCCAACGAUUCGAUGACAUGAAGGAAUGGUUUGUCGGGGAGCUGCCCGAGACAUACUGGCGGUUCAACAAGAUCCACUCAUACGGUCCCGCAGCUGAUUCGGUCCCCGAAUUGGGACCUGCAAAUGUAACCACGUGGACUAAUUAGUAGAUCAUUCUCGUUUCAUCCUCUUCAGCGGCUCAACUGGUAUCCCUUCCUGAUGACAUCGAAGCUGUUCUCCACCGCAUACGGAGUUCACCUUUACAGUACCCUUUUCACGACGAAACGACACUGUUCUCAGAUCUGCAAGUCAAAAUCUUUUGUAGAAUUAGCAUUGUAGCAUUGAGGUCGUUCUCUCUUUUCGAGAAGCACUUUCAGGUUCUUGCCGAGUUAGUGCGAAGAUCAGCUUGCGAGCAAGCAAAUGUUUUGCUAGGCUUAGUAGAGCUUCCACGAGAAGGACUCGAUGGUUUCAACGGCAUUCUGGCACCUCGUAUUUAGUUAGAGUAGUUGUAUAUCGCUUCCUACUGCCACUUAUGCAUAUGUUACAUUGAGCAACUGGUGAUAAAGUACAGGAAAAGAUUCAU